UGGUUUGCGGUUGGGGGUAGCAGUGGACAAGCUCAGGCUGCCAGGACGGGCCAGCGCCCUGGGGGCGCGGUCGUGAGGAGGAGGCGCGAGCCCCACGGCGCCCCGCUGACACAGCCUCCACUCGGGUCCGCGUAGUUCAUCCCGAGUGCGGAGUGCGGAGGCGGGCCGGGGUCUCGGGCGCCGCGUCUGGGUCUAGGCUGGGACAGAGCUGCGGGGCGGCGCUCCCCUCCCCCAGCCUUCGGCCUCCCCGGCGGCGGCCGCCGCCUCAAGUUUCCGGAGGGGCCGAAGGGCGGAAGGGGCGUCACGUGCGCGCGGCCCGGGGGCCGGUUGGUCCGCCCGCAGGGGAGGGGCCGCGCGCUACCCGGGCGGGGGCUGGGCUCGGGCCGGGGUCGGCGGCUCCGGAGAGCCCGGACGCGAAAGCCGGCAGCAGGGUGCCACGGCGGCGGCGCGGAGCCGGCUCUGCCCGCGCGGUGGCCCGGGGUGCGCGCCAGGUCGUCUCACGGAUCCCGGGUCCCCGGCCCUCGAGGCGAAGCGCCCGCGGGGUCCGCGGCGGGGGCGGUGCCCGGCCAGCCAUGAGCUCUCCGCAGCUAGCCCGCAAGGGCUUUUACCGCCAAGAGGUGACCAAGACGGCCUGGGAGGUGCGCGCCGUGUACCAGGACCUGCAGCCCGUGGGCUCGGGCGCCUAUGGCGCCGUGUGCUCGGCGGUGGACAGCCGCACGGGCGCCAAGGUGGCCAUAAAGAAGCUGUACCGGCCCUUCCAGUCCGAGCUGUUCGCCAAGCGCGCCUACCGCGAGCUGCGCCUGCUCAAGCACAUGCGCCAUGAGAACGUAAUUGGGCUGCUGGAUGUGUUCACACCCAAUGAGACCCUGGAUGAUUUCACAGACUUUUACCUGGUGAUGCCGUUCAUGGGCACCGACCUGGGGAAGCUCAUGAAGCACGAGAAGCUGAGUGAGGACCGGAUCCAGUUCCUCGUCUACCAGAUGCUCAAGGGGCUGAAGUACAUCCACGCUGCUGGCAUCAUCCACAGGGACCUGAAGCCUGGCAACCUGGCCGUGAACGAGGACUGUGAGCUGAAGAUCCUGGACUUUGGCCUGGCCCGGCAGGCAGAUAGCGAGAUGACUGGAUACGUGGUGACCCGGUGGUACCGGGCGCCUGAGGUCAUCUUGAAUUGGAUGCACUACACACAGACGGUGGACAUCUGGUCAGUGGGCUGCAUCAUGGCUGAGAUGAUCACAGGGAAGACGCUCUUCAAAGGCAGCGACCACCUAGACCAGCUGAAGGAGAUCAUGAAGGUGACGGGGACGCCUCCCCCUGAGUUCGUGCAGAGGCUGCAGAGUGCCGAGGCUCAGAACUACAUGAAGGGCCUCCCUGAGCUACAGAAAAAGGAUUUUGCCUCCAUCCUGACCAACGCGAGCCCUCUGGCCGUGAACCUCCUGGAGAAAAUGCUGGUGCUGGAUGCGGAGCGGCGGGUGACGGCGGCCAAGGCGCUGACCCACCCCUACUUCGAGUCGCUGCACGACACCGAGGACGAGCCCAAGGCCCAAAAGUACGAUGAAUCCUUUGAUGACGUGGACCGCAUGCUGGACGAGUGGAAGCGCUUUGCAUUGGCCUGGAGACCAAGGGCCCCUCUCUUCAUCUCUGAGGGCUCCCAGCACCUGCUCAGCCUGAGGCUGGGCUCGGACGGCCUGCCCAGUCCCCGGGCCUCCCUCUGCUUGGGCCCUGACGUCCCAUGCUGGAACGGGCCUUGUCUAGCUCCACUCCGGCAUGGCAGGCGUCUUCUCUCGGUGGCUGCGGGACCCGCCUGGGGGAGCAGGGACGUCUGAGGGCAGCAGUUAGCGCCGACGGAGCUGUGGCACUGGUCGCCACUGUCCUAGACCCCGUCCUGGCUGUGCCUCAGACCUGGGGCCGUGGUCCUGGAUGUGGGGGAUAGGGGUGGGGCUGGACGGGUUGUGCUUCUCAAACCACAUUCUUCAGGGUCAUCGGGGAGCCCCAGCAGGGGCUCUGCCCUUAUCCGUGCUGUGUUUUGUGCUUGUAAGUUCUCUGUUGCUAGAAAGAUAACAAGAAAACCGAAAACCAUGGGCCACAGGAUCCUCUCUGCGGUCUCCGCCACAAACUGUAGUGAGAGCUUUUGCUUUUACUACAGACCAUGGUGGACACGUGGUCUGUUUGUGGUUGAGCCCCUGGUCAGGAAUGCAAACUCAUCACCUCCUGUUUCCCCGGGAAAAGCCAGCUUUACAGCAAGGACCUCUCCACACAAACCUUCCCUGUGUGGAUGGGCCCCCGCACCAGGGUUAGAUGAGGGCCUGGGAGGCACCCCACGGGGUAGGAAUACAACUGUGCCGUGUGCUGUGCAAACCACACAGACCACCUGCUCUAAAGGCACAGUCCUUCCUGAACUGGGCUUGUGGAGUACCAGUGGUCCCCCAAACGGGCGUUCCCGUGGCCAGGUGAGCGUGGGCACCCUGGGGUAGGUGGCGCGGAACUGUCCUUUUGCAGGCUGCUCAGAGGGGAGGCGGAGCAGCACCCCCCUUCCUUUGGGACGGCUUGCUCUGGGCAUGGUGCAGGGGACAUGAGCACUGGUGAGGAAGCUGGAUGCUGCAGGUGGUUGGUGGGAAUUCCACACUCGUUUAUAAAUUUAUUUAUUUAUGUA
Messenger RNA from Balaenoptera ricei (Rice's whale), 2650 nucleotides. RefSeq names its product mitogen-activated protein kinase 12 (gene MAPK12). The coding region runs from base 573 to 1823 and encodes 416 amino acids. Gene Ontology annotation, biological process: protein phosphorylation; MAPK cascade. The record is from RefSeq and is a predicted model, not a curated record. NCBI's taxonomy places the organism in Eukaryota, Metazoa, Chordata, Mammalia, Artiodactyla, Balaenopteridae. Gene Ontology annotation, cellular component: nucleus; cytoplasm. Gene Ontology annotation, molecular function: MAP kinase activity; ATP binding. The transcript is spliced from 12 exons.